Molecule: messenger RNA, 3181 nt
Organism: Oryzias melastigma (Indian medaka)
Lineage: Eukaryota; Metazoa; Chordata; Actinopteri; Beloniformes; Adrianichthyidae
Gene: golm1
Product: golgi membrane protein 1
Exons: 11
Coding region: 165-1391 (408 amino acids)
Cellular component (GO): Golgi apparatus
Source: RefSeq, a predicted model, not a curated record
UUCUAGGCCAUCUCUGACAGGAAGCGCGUCCGCGUGAGUGAGCGGCGGGGGCGCGCAGUCCUCCAGCAGUCAGAGCAGCAGAGGUGGAGCGCCUCCUCAGCCGCUACGCUGCCAUUUCAGGUCUGUCAAGAUUCAACUUUCGUAAAUAUUCUGAAAAUUUGUAGAUGGCGAUGGGUGGACUAGGGAAUGGACGACGUGGAGGGAGAUCUCCUCCUCUGAUGAUCGCUGCUCUAAUUGCUUGUAUCUUGGUUCUGGGUUUUAACUACUGGGUAUCCAGUUCACGGAACUUGGAGCUCCAGAACAAGGUGUAUGAGUUGGAGGGUCAUGUGCGGCGUGGAGCAGCUGAGCGAGGAGCUGCAGAGAUCAAGCAGAAUGAGUUCCAGGGGGAGAUCCAGAGACAGAAGGACCAGAUUGUUCAAAUCGAAAACUUUUACAAGAAAAAGCUGGAAGAUGUUCAGUCCACCUGCAGCCAAGAGAAGGCCACAAUGCAGCAGAAUAUUUCCCUCGGUACCAAAACGAUAGAUGAGCUCAAAGUUCAACUGAAUCAGAUAAAUGACGACUUGGGGAAGCUCCAGAAGGAGUUGCAGAGCUGCAAAGACAAUGUUGAAACGCUCAACAACAAACUCACAUUUGACAUGGCUCACUGUCAGUCCCAGGUCCUUUCGCAGAAGGAGCUGUGUGACGACCGAGUGGCCAAAGCGACGCUUGAAAUCCAGAAGAAAAAGGAGAAGCUCGUCUCACCUCAAGCAGUCAUUUCAUUGGAUAACAAAGAUAAAGGAGCAGUGCCAGAAAACUCAACUAUUGCAUCUGUGCCAGAAGCUGGAAGCCACCAACCAAGCAUCUCUCAGCCUAAACUCAAUGCAACUUCGGAGCUGCAAACCAAUGAUAUUAUUACGGACAGAGGCUCUGAUAUCUCACUAAACCAACAGCAGGCCACAAACGUCCUGAAAACAGCUUCACAGUCUCUUCCGUCUGCUGCUGCAGUCAAGGAAGUAGUUCUGUCAGAAAAUGAAGACAUCACAAAGGACAAGCCUGAGCCAGCCGAGGACAUACCUGUUAAAAACAGCCUGUCUGACAAUAACAAAAUCGAGGUUAUGAACGUUCAUGAAGAGGAAUCCCAGAUAGAAGAAGUCGACCCCAUGCUGGAGAGCGUCCUGAUAAGUCAGGAGAAGACAGAUGAUCAUCCUGUUGAUCAGAAGCCUGAGGAGCCGGAUGAGUACGAUGCAGAGGAGCAAGAAGUGGAUGGAGUGGAUAUGGAGAAGGAAAACCAGAGUAUGCUGACUGAAAACAUUGACAAGGAUAUGGACGAAGAUCCGGCCGACUACAACGGAGACGAUGAAAAUGAGGGAGAGUUUGAAGCAGACAAACAAGCUGCACUUGCACAAAUCUGAGAGCUGGAGCUGAAAAAUGCUUCAUAUCACAGCAGAAAAAGAACAAACGGAAGACCACAACCUUACAGGACGAUGCAGCAGCAAAGAACCUGGGAGUCAAACUGUCUGGUUGAAUGAACUCCUGUUGGUGAAAUACAAUUUUCAUUGCUCUCUGGAAUGUCUUAUCUAUCAACGGGUUAUUUUCUCACCAAGUAUCUUUAGUAUGAGCUGCAUAAAGAUGACUGAAGACAUCUGAAAACGUGAUACGAUUUGGCUUGAGGAAUACAUCGCUCAGCAUGCCUGAAAACCUGAAGAUUUUUUGUUGACAUUUGUUAUGUUUACUUGAUAACAGCUGCACUUUACGUUAUGUGCAGACCCUCGUAGAGUUACAGGGUGUGAAAUUCUGUCCCGAUUCCAAAGAUUUAAGGUAUUCAGCCGACACAAGUCUACCAGCAGAGGGCACUGCAGUGCCGGUCGUUUCCAAAACUCAUCAACAUCCUCGAGGGUCAAGUUUUCCCCUUGGGUUGGAAAUGUAUCACCUGCCCAAGCUAAUGAGAGAAUGUAUUCCAAUUUGAUUCGUUGAAUAUAAUCCUUUCAGUGUUAGUUUAUUUGUCACAAAUGUCAAUAACAUUUCCCCAGUGGGUGUACUCGUCUGGCUUUAAGCAAUAACAUCAAGCUUUUAAAUGUGUCUAUUCUAGUCAAUUUUCAGGGUAUUAUGACUCCCCUUAUCUGUUUUUCACACCACAAAGUUGCAGAAACAUUUGCAGGUUUUCUGUAGACAGGGAUCAUGUUUUGAAUGUAUUUAACGGAACUGCUGAGAACACACAUCUCAAACACUUCCAUGUUCCUGUAUGCCUUAGCAGUUCGGUCUUUGUUUGUGUUUAGCUGUUGUUAAAUAAUUAAAAAGUCAACGUUAGCGGUUUGAUGUUGUCUCUCAUCUACUUUAAAGUUCAAAUAUGAGGCUGAGAUGAUGACAGAGGUUUCAGAGAUGGGAUGAGCAAUAUUUUCACAAACUAGAACACAAUAUUGGGCAUUCCAUCAUGCUUAAAGCCAGUAAGCUGUACAGUAGCUUCGCACUGUAGUAAUCAAAGCUGCAUUCAUCACAGAUUAUUUUGUAAGUGAAAAAAAGCAGUCUUUUUUACAAAAAGAAAACACGUGCUUCUCUUGCCUUUUUAGGCACUUUGCUUUAACAACUCACAAAUGCAUUAACCACAUGAUUUCCAUAAUACUUCAAAUUGAUAAUCUUUUACUUUCCCUAGAAUAAUCAUUUGCAUAUCUAAAGGUUUACUCAGCAGUUGGUUCAGGCUGUAACUCAUCGCAGGAGUACGCCUUUGUCUUAAAUAUCUGUUUUUUUUUUUUUAAUAUUGUUGCCGUUUUUCAUUCUGAUUAGCAGGAAGUCAACUCGUUUUUUUUAUUUAUAGUGUAAUUUAAAAUAAUUUAAAAUCCAGAAUGCUGUUGAAGGAAUAAUUAUAGUUCAUGAGAAUUAUUGUUUGUCAGAACUGCAGGACUGAUGAAGGGUGAAUCGACUGUCAGCAUUAUUUUUGAUCUGAGCAACGUUGUUCGUCUGCCUCUUUUUUAUUGAUUUUUACAGUGAUGGUUUAAUAAAAUGUAUCUUCAUUUUGUUCUUGUCUUUCACAGUAAAGUCUUUGUGUCUGACUAUAAAAAGCCAAUUUUUAAAACAGAAUUUUUGUGUUUGAAAAAACUUUAAUGGUUGUUAAUUUGUUACAAAUGCUGUCUUUAUUCUAAACUGUACUAUUAAAGAAUUCAUUGCCUUUGUUGACAAUGGAUAAUAAAACUUGUUUUUAUUCGUA